This is a messenger RNA of Frankliniella occidentalis (western flower thrips), 1134 nucleotides long. It is a transcript of the gene Sirt4, whose product is annotated as NAD-dependent protein deacylase Sirt4. NCBI's taxonomy places the organism in Eukaryota, Metazoa, Arthropoda, Insecta, Thysanoptera, Thripidae. The record is from RefSeq and is a predicted model, not a curated record. The transcript is spliced from 2 exons. The coding region runs from base 135 to 1094 and encodes 319 amino acids. Gene Ontology annotation, molecular function: NAD+ binding.
AGAUUGAACGUCGUCAGCGUCGUCUGCAUUCUGCAUUUACAGUUAGGUUAUGUAAUGAUAGUGGAUCUGAAAAGUUAUUGGCUUAUUUGUGCAUCAGCUCAGCUUAACUUCAGUCUACGUUUUUGACAAACAACAUGUUCAUUCGACCCUUUAAAAGGGAUGCCCCUGCAUUGUUAGUGACACCUCGUUAUUUCGACUUAAUCACUGAUAAAAUUAGUGGUAGACAGCAGAGCAGUACAUCAUUUGUGCCCAAACAUUUGCCUGUCAAGGAAGAAGACAUUGAUAAGCUUGAUCGAUUAAUUUCAGUAUCCAGAAAUAUUUUAAUUUUGACUGGUGCAGGCAUUUCCACGGAGAGUGGCAUACCAGAUUAUCGUUCUGAAGGAGUUGGUCUGUAUGCCAGAAGUACCAACAGGCCUGUACAGUAUAGAGAUUUCUUGAAGUCAGAAGGUGUGCGGAAGAGAUAUUGGGCCAGGAACUAUGUUGGCUGGCCUCGGUUUUCUUCCUUUAGUCCAAAUCUAACACACUUAAGCGUAUGUAAACUUGUCAAUGACAUUGGCAUUGCUCGUUGUGUAGUAACUCAAAAUGUUGAUGGCUUACACACAAAAGCAAAAACGAAGAAUGUUAUUGAACUGCAUGGAUCAGCAUUCCGAGUUGUGUGUCUCAGCUGUGACUUCAAAAUAGAAAGGCAUGCAUUUCAGAAUCUGUUGGCCCAAUUAAAUCCUGAUGUGAAAAUUAUAGAUCAAAUGAUGCGGCCUGAUGGAGAUGUAGAAAUGACUCAAGAUCAGGUAGAAGGAUUCAACAUACCUUCAUGUCCAUCAUGUGCAGGUCUCCUGAAACCAGACAUUGUGUUUUUUGGAGAUAAUGUUCCCAAAGAUAGAGUUGAAGAAGUCCGAAAUGAAGUGAAACUCUGCGACACUCUUCUGGUUCUUGGCAGCUCCCUGACAGUUUUUUCAGCUUACAGAAUUGUUCUUCAAGCAGCUGAUCUACACAAGCCAAUUGCUAUAGUUAACAUUGGAGAUACCAGAGGUGAUCAGCAUGCUCUUAUUAAAGUUAGUGCUAAAUGUGGUGAUGUGAUCCCUCAUCUUUGUAGAUAGCCAAAUAAUGUAAUAAAAAGAUGAAACUUAUUUUCGUAAA